Lasiosphaeria miniovina is the source of this 909-nucleotide messenger RNA. RefSeq lists its product as uncharacterized. The transcript has 4 exons. The record is from RefSeq and is a predicted model, not a curated record. Bases 1 to 909 code for a protein of 302 amino acids. NCBI's taxonomy places the organism in Eukaryota, Fungi, Ascomycota, Sordariomycetes, Sordariales, Lasiosphaeriaceae.
AUGGCAGACCGCAGCGCCGCCCAUACCCUCCAGUUCGGCAUCGAGUUGGAGUUGACCCUUCGGCCCACCGAGCAGGGCCUUCAACUGCUCCAGACUUUCGAAUUUAAGCACUCCGACGAAGCGUACGCGUCGGACGUACUGGGGGGCGCACGAGGGGCUAACCGGGACAUCAUCUGCGAUUUUCUGCGUACUUACUUUGAUCAGUAUGAGGUUCCGGUCAACCGAGACGAUGACAUCGACCACGAUAAGUGGACGAUCGGCGAAGAUCCAACCAUUCGGGAACAAGUUGCUCGUGGCGUCUUGCUCUUCCAAGACGCAAUCUCCUUUAUUCUCCCGCCUCCUCACGAGGCCGACGUAUACUCGAGGCCAGCUUCGUUGCCCGACUCACUCCUCAAUCACGUCGAUCAGCUUGAUGAUAUGACAGAACUGAUCGACACUAUGAUGCCAACCGCUGCGCCUACGCAGGAUCUAGACGCCAUCUGGGACUGGAAGUACGUCGCGUGGAACUUCCUCUCGAUACAUCGGCUCGCCCGGGCUCGGCCUCCUCGACGUCCGUACAAGACCAACGCCGUCGCGGCGGCGGCCGGCCAGACUAAGCCGUGGGAGCGCUUUGCGACCUACGUCGACGCGCUUAACGCCCGCAACCCCACCGGCACUAUCUCGUACAAAGUCCUCUACUCGACCCAUUACGGCAUAGGCAUCUAUAACGCCACCAAGGCCCGCAUCGGCACCGCCGCCUGGGACGGCGACGGCGUCGUGACCUGGGCCGACGCCAAGCUGAUCCCCAAGGGCGUCGCACAGGCCGCGGACCUGGCGCGCUUCUGGGCCGCUGGCAUCGCCGAGGAUGUUCUGGGUCGACAGAGGUGGCAGGAGUCAGUGAGUCAGAAGCAAACUAUAAUUUACGUUUAA